AUCGCAUGCAGCAUUCAGUGGAAGAGAUUUACUACUGAAACUAAUUCUUAACAAGAUGGUUGGAUUCCUUUGGUUGGCAUGUGUUGUGGCCAUGGCAACAGAGGCAGCCGCUCUCAAUUUUACUGAUGGCAUUGUUUCGCAUGCCUGCUUGGAAUGCAUUUGUAAGCGAGCGUCCGGGUGUCAGAACGAUCCGUGCAAAAUGGAUUUGGGGUCACUUUCGUGCGGCUAUUUCCAGAUAAAAGAAGCAUACUACCAGGACUGCCGUGAAUAUGCUCCCUUGACAAUAACAAAAUCCUGGGAGCAGUGUUCCGCGGACGUACAAUGCGCCUCACAAUGCGUCCAGAACUAUAUGGCUAGAUAUGUCAGCCACACCAACUGCUCUGACACAUGCGAGACCUACGCACGUGAACACAAUGGAGGGCCAAAAGGCUGCGCCCAAGCCAGUACCUUGGGUUACUGGCAUGAAGUCCAACAUGAAACGGGGUGCCAAAACGUCCCUUAGAAAAAUACAUAUACACAUUGAUAAUGGCUCUAUAACAAUUCCUUGUGCAAAACAAAAACAAUUAAGCUUUAUAAAUAGAACACGUUUAUUGCCUUAA
This is a messenger RNA of Mya arenaria, 599 nucleotides long. RefSeq names its product lysozyme-like. The record is from RefSeq and is a predicted model, not a curated record. The transcript has 3 exons. Gene Ontology annotation, molecular function: lysozyme activity. Bases 56 to 502 code for a protein of 148 amino acids. Lineage: Eukaryota; Metazoa; Mollusca; Bivalvia; Myida; Myidae.